Molecule: messenger RNA, 474 nt
Organism: Drosophila hydei
Lineage: Eukaryota; Metazoa; Arthropoda; Insecta; Diptera; Drosophilidae
Exons: 2
Coding region: 28-474 (148 amino acids)
Source: RefSeq, a predicted model, not a curated record
UGGCGGCCCUGUUAAAACGGCCUCCACAUGAGCAUGCUGGGCUUUGUCUACUUGGUGCUCAUCCUUGGCUGGAUAUUGAUCGUGUUGUUUCUCAAGUGCAAGAAGUCGCUGUCGGCGCCCUUUCGCUUUGGCGAGAACUACACAGAUGCCAUCGCGGAGACGAAUGCCGAGCGUCGUCCCUCGGUGCAUGUGAUACAGCUGCAGAGCGAGGAUAUCGAGCAGGAGGAUCAUUAUAUGAACCAUUUCCACAGGCAAACGGACAACUUGCAGCGCUACUCGCAUCGUUCGACGCUCGAGGAGCGCACCAUCGAGCGCACAUAUCCCACAGAUGCGGUCAUCAAUCCCGCCUACAUGCACGAUGAGGACUAUGUGAUUAACGCGCCGCCGCCUUCAUACGAGGAGGUAAUGCGACAGCCGCAGGUGUAUCCGCAGGUGCGACACAAUAAUCAUAAGAUUAGCGAUCUAAACAUUUAG